AUGCCUGCUCCGCCUCAUCCUCCGAUCCAACUACAUUACGAGAACAAGCCGCAGUACGAGCCCUCUCCAGCAAUGGGAUACCCUCCAGUGCAGCAGCAGCAGCAACAACCACCACCUUCUCAAGCCACAGGAUACCCUCCAGUGCAGCAGCAGAACCAACAACCUUCUCAAGCAACUGGUUACCCUCCAGUGUACCAGCAACAACAAUCCUCUCAAGCAUACCCUCCAAUGUACCAGCAGCAACGAGAAUUUGCGGCAUAUCAACCUCCAUCCCAGGCACAGGCACAAGAACCAGCCGCAUACGCUGCUAUUAGCCCCACGAAGCAACCGGGACAAAACAUUCAGGGUGAUCCUUCAGGUGCCCACGAAGGAGCAUACCCACCCCAGUAAAACAUCAAGCCAUCUGCAGCUUGGAGAAGGUGGAGGAGCUUAUAGAGAUUGCAGGUCUAUCAUUUUUCUACACACAUCUUUCCAGUCUGCAAGAGCUGGUGCAUCUCUGCGACCAGCUCAGCCUGCAGGCUUGGCGGUAGCUAGAUCGGUGAGGCAUUUUGAUGUUGAAGCAUAGGACGACAUCAGGUGCACUUGGACAGGAUCAUACUCAAUCAUGAGGGUGGAUUAAUUCUCCAGUUUCAAAGGCCUCGUGUACUGAAGUUGAAUCGAAAUUGGACAGUCAGGAAAAAACAGAUGAUGGGAUUUCAUCAUCCACUCAAACUAAUUGUACACCUGUGAAAUUUCAACACUCACUCUUGUAGCAGCAGAGGUCCGUUGGUGAAAGUUAUUCAUUGUUGUACAGUUUCUCACAGAGUAGAGGUCUGCAUCUGAGAUAUGGCAGAGUCAGUUCUUUCUUGGAAGAGAAUCUGCUCUGUUUAUUCGGAUUGGUGAGACUCACUGAGGCCCGCCAAUUGAAGACAUUGUUUCCUAGAAAAACAUCUUCAGGAUUGGAGGGGCAAUUCUCCCCUCGCUGCGUUCAGUAGUUCAUUACCGGAAUAAGUUUGGAAUAAAGGCCCACAUUGGUGCAAGGUGUCCUGACAGCUUAUCAAAAUUAAUGGAGGAGGUCUCUCGCGACCUCCUCCCUUUGUAUGUUUUAGGGAUGGU
Molecule: messenger RNA, 1095 nt
Organism: Marchantia polymorpha subsp. ruderalis
Lineage: Eukaryota; Viridiplantae; Streptophyta; Marchantiopsida; Marchantiales; Marchantiaceae
Source: the annotation of a GenBank genome assembly